CACUUAAUUAUUAUUAUUAUUAUUAUUAUUAUUAUUAUUAUUUUAAUCUUGACAGUAAUCACAUGUAUCAUGUAUGACAUACACAAUGAAUGUAUCAUAUAUGAAUCAAGAUUUUAUUAAAUAAGUUAGCUCGAACUCGACUCAUUUGCAGCCCUACCUCCAUAACACGCUAGCUCAUUCGGUCCUGCACCUUGCUCCUGUGAAAGUGAUUUGCACUGAAAUUAACUGUUAAUCGUUUAAUGCAUAUUAACUGCACCUAUGACUCCAUUUCAACCGCGAUUAAUGCAAAUUUAACUACGAUUAACCACAACAGCACUGAUUGUUAGUCCUAACGGAUGGUAGGGAUGGCAAUUUCGACCUGACCCGUUUUACCCGACCUGUUUGACCUGCUUUGGGGCGGCUCCGACCCGCCCCGUAGGCGGGGCGGGGCGGGCAUGGGUACCUCCCAUCGACCUGACCCUGCCCUGACCCGCCCCAUUCUUGACCCGUUUUUCCCUAAACUACAUGUAAUCCUAGUAAAAUUAUUUAGGAUUUUCCUUUUAUUACCUCAUAUUUUAGCUACAAUAAGCUUGUAAAUAAGUGAAAACCUAAUUUCUCCAAUAAUUUAACUACAUUUCAUCAUAUUAUUGUUUCUUUGGUCUUUUAAUGAAAAUAACAAAUAUUUCUAAUGUUUUUCUCAUAAAUUGGAUACCCAUUAGGUCGACUUUCCCCGACCCGCGCCCCGUGAUAAAAUACCUGACCUGGACCCAACCUGGCACGGGACGGGUAUGGAUAUAAAGAUACCCGCCCCGGACCUGCCCAUUGCCAUUCCUAACGGGCGGGUCAAAUUUUUCCUGGCUUUCUUAUGCCCUGUUCACUUCCAUUUUCGUUUCCUGUUUUAUGUUUUCAUGUGAUAAAUUUGGCAACCGAAAUGAGAAAAUUUGUUUACUUUUCAUUCUGUUUUCUAUUCGUUUCCAACUAUGAAAACAGAAAGUGGCAACUUCCUGCUGUUUUCGGAAACGACAAAAUGUUGUUUUCACCUGUUUUCAACAUCUGUUUUCUCAAAAACAGGAAACAGAAAUGAAAGUAAACAGGCCCUUAGGUUCCCAGAACCCAGCCCAAACCUCACCUGAAGCCCAAUUUGAUUUUGGAUUUGGUUAGCUAUGUAUGCAAAUUGAAGUAAAGAACAUUUUUUUUUGAAGUAAGGAACAUAGGAUGAUAGGAACUUAUUCCUAAAUUGGAAUUAGGGGUGUCCAUUCGGGUUCGGUUUUUCGGGUUUACCCGAAACCGACCCGAUUAUAUACAUUUUCGGAUUUUCGGUUUCGGGUUCGGUUUUGCUUAUCGGUUUUUCGGGUUUCGUCUAAAAACCUCCAAUGAAUAGAACUCAGCCCAUAUCUUAGGCGUUCGGGUUUCGGUUUUGCUUUAACCGAACCCGAACCCGAUAAGGAAUUUUCGAGUUUCGAGUAACCAGAACACGCAAGUCCUUAUCGAGUUCGUGUUCGAUUUUAGUGGUUUUCGGUUUCGGGUUUUUUCGGGCUUCGGUGUGGGUAACCGAACCCGACCCGAACCGACACCCCUAGGCCCUAAUUGGAAUACAAUUUUAAAAUACGCAACAAUAAUUUUGUAAGAAAAUCCAACAACAAGCUAUUUUGGCGUUCCAUUUAGAAGCGAACUCUACGUCGUCGGUCCUCCCUCUCCACUGCUUCACCUCCGGAAAUCCCACGCAGGAUCGCUGCACUAGGGUUUCGUUGGUUACUGCUCCGUUUCUCACCUCACCGCUGCUCCGAUUUGCAUGGCGGGAGCUGGAAUUCACCCUUAUCACCAGCAGUGGCCGCCGGCUCCUGCUCCGCCGCCACCGUCUGCUGCCGCGGCAGGCCCUCCUCCUCCUUCAGUCCAUUACCCUCACCCGCCUGCUGCUAUGGUCGAUAAUUCCAACCGCGGCCCUACGCACGACGAGGUUCGCACGGUUUUCAUCACGGGGCUGCCUGAAGAUGUGAAGGAGAGAGAACUCCAAAACUUGCUGAGGUGGCUGCCGGGUUAUGAAGCUUCGCAAGUGAACUUCAAAGGAGAGAAGCCCAUGGGGUUUGCUCUUUUCUCCGCUGCUCAAUUUGCCAUUGCUGCCAAGGAUGCGCUUCAGGACAUGGUUUUUGACGCAGAGUUGAAGGCAGUCUUGCACACUGAAAUGGCGAAGAAAAAUCUUUUUGUUAAAAGAGGAAUAGUAGCAGAUACUACUAGUGCUUUUGAUCAAAGUAAGCGAUUACGUACAGGUGGUGACUAUGGCCAUGUUCCCUAUCCCUCUCCAUCACCGUAUCAUCCUCCUCCUCCUCCUCCUCCUGUCUGGGGUCCCCCUGGGUACAUGGCUCCACCUCCACCCCCAUAUGAUCCAUAUGGAGGCUAUCAUGUGCCUCCAGUACCAAUGCCUGCACCUCCUCCUGUACCUGCUCCAAGUAGUUAUGUUCCUGUCCAGGUGAUGUCAUCAUUUCAGUGUGCGUGACUGGACUAUGUGUGUUUCUAUUGGAUCUUUUGGCUUGUCUUUUUUGGUGAACCUUUUUGUUUUUUCUUUUGAUAACGAAAGCACUUUUGUGAAGUUUCUGCACUAUUGGGCAUCAACAGAUUGAAUGUGAUUAGCGCUUUCCUUAUUCAAAUCUGCAUUUUGUCACCUCAAAAGCAUGUCUUAUUGGCUGCGUUUGAUAUGUAAGUUUGGAGGAUUCAUAAUCCUUAAAACCAGAAAGUAUUAUAGUCUUGUCUUAUGGUGCAUCUUUCGUCUGGGUUGUUUAUUUUCCCAUUUUAUUUUUUGGUUUGGGUUUGCCAAGUGCUACCUUUCUGUCAUUCUUAAGCCUGUUUGACUUGCUUAGGUUUUAGAGUUAGAUUCCAAAUCCUAAUGGUGUCAUUUGCUCAUGCGAAACCAUUUUGGUAUCUACUAGAGGAUAUGAAGUACGAAGAAGAUUCGUGCUCUUCUAACUUUAGGCAUAUAAUGAGCUAAAAUAAAUUUUGUUGAACUUUUGGCGCUCAACUUAGUAGACUUCAGUAUCCAUAAUUGAGAACCCUAAGAGUAUGUGGCCUUACUACUAGUACGGUCAACUAUUUUUCUAAUUUACAGGGUUAUGUUUCUUAAUAUUGAAAAUAAGAGGUAGUAUAUGGGCUGAGCUGUUAUCCUAAAGGGGUUAUUUCAGAAGUUGGUUAGUCACCACCUAUACUUGGGUUUUUCUUCUUUGUUCUGAUAUUGGUGUAUAAUUAAUUUUUCCUACCUGCAAAAGGUCUUGGAUACCUUCAUUUUUUGUGGACAUGGUGCUUUUAUUGUCCUGAGCUAUCAUUUUCUUUCCUGUAAUGUCUUUCUGACCUCCUGUGGCUUUACUGUUGUCUCCUGAUCCAUGCAGAACACAAAGGAUAAUCCUCCCUGCAACACGCUGUUUAUUGGCAAUCUUGGAGAAAAUAUUAAUGAAGAGGAGCUGAGGGGACUAUUUAGUGGGUAGGAACUUCUCUAACAUGGUUGCUUCUACCAGCUGCUCUUUGAUGCAGUUCUUUGGUGUACCUUAGAUCUUUCCCUUCCUUUUUGGCUUAUUUGGUGCCUUUCUGUGACACAGACAACCUGGUUUCAAGCAAAUGAAAGUCUUGAGACAAGAAAGACAUACAGUUUGUUUUAUCGAGUUUGAAGUGAGUGGAAUGUUCACUCUAGUUUUUCCCCUUUGCCGCCUGGCGUACACUGACAGUGGUUUGUUUUGUUGACCAACAGGAUAUGAACAGCGCAACCAAUGUGCACCGAAGUUUGCAAGGUGCUGUUAUUCCCAGCUCUGGUACUGUCGGCAUGCGGAUACAAUAUCCUUUUACAGACUUAUUCAUAGUAAUAAUUUACUUAUUAUCAUUUCUUAUAGUCUAUGUUAGAUCACAUAUAGACAACUAUAAUUGAAAUAUCAGUAUAGCUUGAAUUGUGGGGUUUGUGGUUCUUCAUUCUUGUCUAUUUUCAUUGAAGCCUUGUUUUGUUACACUUGUAGGGUCACAUGUUUGGAGGCUGCGUCAUUAAUUCUUGUUUCAUGGUUGAUAGGUGGAGUGGGGCAAUAGGUCUAUCCAACUUCUAGGUCUAUUUUAACUAAAAGCGAAAGUGUAUGAACUAGUGGAUUUAGCUAUUAACCUGGCUAUAGAGAUUUUUUUGGAAUGCAAAGAAACAAAAUGGACAUCGUGAAAGCACUUCUGGUCUCACCUUCAAGUAAUUUAUCUUGUGUUUCUUGCUAUCUGUAGUUGGUGUCUGAAACUCUAUCGAAAAUGAAAUGUGUAUUUAUGUUGUAAUUACUAUCCCACUUGUGCUGUGUGCCUAUUUUCCUUAACUAAUUGAUGCAAGUAUUCGAAGAAUCCAUAUGGGAAGAGGAAGGAUGGAGCUCACCCUACUGUUGCUUCUCCCAGCACCAAUGGAGCUCAGCCAGCUAUGACUUACCAGUAGUGGAAGGAAGGGGGAUGUAACUCUGAUCUUUAUGCUCCAAGAAAUACUUACUGCAUGAUAGGAUGCAUCUUGCAGCAGUUGCAUGCAUCCAUUCCACAUCACAAAGCAUCAUCAACAUUAGCAUCUGUUCUUCACGAGAUUUUGAAUACGCGUAUCGCUGUCAUUUUACAUGGCAUUGGGGUCCAUGUUAUUAUUUAUUAUCUCCCAGACAUGCAUUUGUAGCAGGUUGUUAAACAUAGACAAUUAGUUUGUCUCCUAAGAAGUGCUUGCCUUCUGAUGGGCGAUUCAUGACAACUGUGUUAUGUAGUGUGCAUUCUCACACCCCGUUUUAAUUAUUGACAACUAGACAUCACUAUUAGGGAUGGUUGUUCAAUCAGGUCUUCACCCCCUUUCUGUGUUGCUUCGAGUUUCAUUCCAUUAUUUAAACAUGACAUCCAAAAUGUAUCUGCAGAUCACGUAUCAUGACACAGUUUAUCAACCCCAUUCACAGCAUCAAUCAUAAUCUGUUACUAACCAUGAAUAUCGACAUAUCAUGUUGUCCAAUUAGGUCUUUGCCCCCUUUCUGUUAAAUCACAUAUCAUGACAGUUUAUUGAGCCCAUUCAGCAGCAUCAAUAAUAAUCUGUUACUAACAAUGAAUGUCAACAUCUCAU
Linum trigynum is the source of this 5065-nucleotide messenger RNA. The record is from the annotation of a GenBank genome assembly. NCBI's taxonomy places the organism in Eukaryota, Viridiplantae, Streptophyta, Magnoliopsida, Malpighiales, Linaceae.